Messenger RNA from Rotaria sordida, 1716 nucleotides. NCBI's taxonomy places the organism in Eukaryota, Metazoa, Rotifera, Eurotatoria, Philodinida, Philodinidae. The record is from the annotation of a GenBank genome assembly.
AUGCAUCAUCGUCGAAGUCAGGGUGAUUCAAAAUCAACAAGUAGCAUUAAUGGUUCAUUAUCAUCGAUGUCUACAACAAAUAAUUCUUCUUCUUCGACAUCAACAACGAAUCGUGUUAGUAUAUAUUCAAUGCGUGAACGUGUUAUAAUAAAUAAAAUGACAAGUAUUAUAGGUAAAUUAGCACCGGAUACUGAAACUGAAGUAACUAGUCGAUUACAUCAAGAAAUACCAGCUAUUAGACUUGAUGGUCAUCUUACUUAUUGUUUAUAUAUUGCUUUACAAAAUUUAAUUCAUUUAAAUGCUAUUUAUAUUCUAUUAUAUCAUACAGUUUUUUGGCUUAAUUCAAAUAAUUUAAAUAAAGAAACAAUUUUUUCUACUCAAGUACUUGAACAAACAAAUUAUGAACAGACUCAUUUGGUUACUCUUUCAAAUAAUUAUUAUUCAAUAACAAGCAAAUCUAUUAAUACAGAUUUAAUAAAUCAAUAUUUAUAUAUGAGUUUAGUAGGCAUCGGUUCAAUUGAAUUAAUAAUUGCAUUUAUAUGGACACUAAGAAAAAAAUUACCAUAUUUAGUACAACGAAAUCAAAAAUUAAGAAUUCGUUUAAGUAAAUUAUUGGUUAUAAUGAUAAUUUUAAUUUAUAUUACAUUUAUAGCUUGGAUUUCAUAUCAUACAUUUAUUACUCAACAAUUAACUUUAACAAUUUUCAUUUUAAUUUUUAGUCAUUUAAUUAUUAUAACAUUUCUUGAUAAACCUAAUUUAUUUCAACGAUCACCUGAUAAUCUUUCAAAACAAUCAACCGUAACACGUAAACCACAUCGUCAUUCAACAUCAUCAUCAUCAACAUCUUCACUAGCAACAACUAUAUUAGGUCGAUCUUCUCAUCGAUCAUCAAAUUCUAUGCAACCUCGAAAAAUUACUCCCGUUAUUAAUUCAUCAUCAUCAUCAUCGUCAAAUUUGAUUGCAUGGUCUCGAUGGUCAUCUGUAACAGAAGAAAAAGUUGAAAUACAUGAAUGUUCAACAUUCUAUGCGCAAGCUAGAAGAGAAGCCGAUGAUUUAUGGCCAACUAUUGUUCGAAGAAUAAUUUUAAAUAUUUAUCGAACAAUUGCAUCAUUUAUUCUAUUCGAUUUAAUUCCAAUUAAAAUGUUGGAUAUUCAUGUACGUUCGAUGGAUAGUCAACCAUUAAAAUCAUUAAUUUUCAUAUUGACAUUAGGUACAUUUGUAACUCAUAGUGCCUUUUUAUUUCCAGUUAAACUUCAAACAACUCUUCAUCGUAUAGCAACACAUCUUGGUCAAUGGCGUCAACAAUCAAAUAUUCGAACAGACACAAUUAAUGAAUGGUCAUCUGAAUGUAAUUCAUAUACACGUGGAAGUGUUGUUAAAUUAUCUUCAAAUAAUCAAUAUUAUAUUGCUAUACAACAUUUAAGUAAUGCUGCUAAUCCUCAAUCAAAAUCUCAUUCAAUACUUUAUCUUUUAUUUGGUGAUCCAACAUAUUUUUUAACAGUUCAAUUUAUUUUUUCUGUUAUACUUGUUAUACUUCAUAUUAUAUGGAUUGCAUGUGGUCGACAUUGUGAACAAAUAUUAGUUGGUUAUUUAAUUAUUUUUUAUAGUUCAUAUCCAAUAUUUAAAAUAGCACGUGAUAGAAUUAUAAUGGAUUUUGUUGAAGAACAUGAAUAUUUUCAAACAUCGGCAAUAGCAAAACAGAAAAAAAUAAGUUGA